GUUGAGUUCAGUUCAAAUUUUAUUUUAGUUCUGCUCCUGUAACUUUUCGUAGUCAUCCCCCCGGUUUACAGGAGUCGAUACCGGAGGCAGGCAAGAAAAGUGUGUGCGGAAAUUUAAUGAGCAGACGAUAGUGGUUUUGGAUUGGGAUGAUACGUGUUGACAGUUCUUAGACUUAAAGUAGUUGGCAAAUCUCUCGGAAGUCCAGCUAAGGUAAGACCACGUACAUGUACGACGAGGGACACACAAGACUGGCUCUCCCGCUGUGGUAAUAUAGGCAACGCCAUCAUGGACUGUCGUACAUACAAUCACAUCAAGGUUGUGUGGUGAGGAUGCUAGGGGUUCAGUGAGUGUCGUCGUAUACUAUCAGUGAGCUAUACAGUCUCCAGCCAACACUCAGCCGGUCGGGGAGGAAGAUACACAGCCCUACGUGGAUCAUUUCUUGGAAAAUCAAGUCUUCUCUUCUUGUGACUGCAGCAACUUUUUUGUGGACAAUUGCAGGAAAUCUCUACAUCUGCUGGUGAUUCUGGAGGGUUUUGCAACAACAAAAGGGAAAAAGCUUCCUGGAUGGUUUACAUAUUGUGAUAUUUAGUACACAACGCACCGCUAUGCAGGAACCCGGCAGAGUGUAAAUAGACACACCGUCGACUGAGCCCCCCCCCCCCCUUCCCAAAUCUGGAAUAUUGAGUGGCCGCAGUUGUUACUGCUGUCGGGAGGUUGUCAAUUUUUAAUUGGAAGUGUUUUGCCCCGGUGUGGGGUAAAACCUUUGAUCUUGUCGUCAAGAUAGGGUGCACAAUGGGAGCCAAUCAUUCCGGAAGGAAAUUAUCAUUUGAUGAAAAUGGAGAAGUUGACUUUGACCAUUUCCAGAUUUUACGAGCCAUUGGAAAGGGCAGCUUUGGAAAGGUGUGUAUAGUCCAGAAGAAGGACACCAAGAAGAUGUUCGCGAUGAAGUACAUGAACAAAGCAAUGUGCAUACGCAAGGAUGCAGUGCGGAACGUGCUGAAGGAGCAGGAGAUCCUCCAGAACGUAGAGCAUCCGUUCCUGGUCAACCUGUGGUUCACAUUCCAGGAUGAGGAGGACAUGUUCAUGGUGGUGGACCUACUCCUGGGCGGGGAUCUCCGCUACCACAUACAGCAGGGUGUCAAGUUUGACGCCGAGCGGGUCAAGUUGUAUCUAUGCGAGAUCGCGCUGGCCUUAGAUUAUCUCAACGCACAUCGGAUUAUUCACAGGGACAUCAAGCCGGACAAUAUUUUACUGGAUGAAGAUGGUCAUGUGCACAUAACAGAUUUCAAUAUAGCUACAGUAUUGCAAGAAGGGUGUCUAGCAACGUCAAUGUCCGGAACCAAACCAUACAUGGCUCCAGAUAUCCUUAAUACAGCUUCAGCAGAUUGCAAAGGCUACACAUUUCCAGUGGACUGGUGGUCUUUAGGGGUUUGUGCCUACGAGAUGUUACGCGGAAAGAGGCCGUAUGACAUCCAUUCUAAUUCCUCCAUCAGCGAUAUGAUGCACAUGUAUCAAUCAACUCAUCCACACUACCCAUCGUCGUGGAAUCCAGCUCUCUCUGAUCUUAUUAGACAGCUUUUGGUUCGAGAUCCCCAACAGAGACUUAUCAGCCUAGCGGCAUUGUGUAAGCAUCCGUUCAUGUCCGAUGCUGACUGGGACGCCGUUCUGGACAUGAAGAUCAAGCCUUCAUUUGUGCCCCCUAAGGAUCAUUUGAACUGUGACCCGACCUUUGAACUUGAGGAGAUGAUCAUUGAGGCCAAACCCUUGCAUAAGAAGAAGAAACGCCUGGCCAAGCAGAGCUCCAAAGGAAAAGAUAUUGAUGAGGAAAUGCAGGCCCAGCUUGACAGCUUGAAUGCAGAGUUCAAAGUGUACAACAGAGAAAAGCCGAAUAAGAUAGAACCGGCGAGUAAUGGAAGCGAAACAAAGCCAGAGGAUGGAACCGUUAACCAGCCCGGCGAUAACACGGCAACCAGCUUAGAUACACAAGUACCACCCACAGAGAAUGCAUUAUCGCAAGAUCAACAACAACAACAACAACAACAGCAACAACAACAACCACAACAACAACAACAGCCGUCACCAGCGCCUAGUGGAGCACAUAAGCAAACAGAACUCCCAACGGUGCAGCAGUAACACAAGUAGUUCUUAACAUAACUUUGUAUAUAAUAUACAUACAUAUGGAGCAGUCUGCGGAUUAACACUAUAGACCAUGCAAGUCUCGCACGUAUUCAAAGGUGUUUUGGACCACUUUGGUCCCGCGUACAUUGCUUUAACGUGGAACGAUCACAAAGUUGCGCACUUCAACUGGUCCUAAUGUUCAAUACCAGCAAGACAUGCAUAGUCUAUUACAGUAAUGGUAAAGAAAGACAACUCAUUAUAAUUGUCAUGUCACUGAUGGAUUCGAUGGUAAUCUAUCCACCAUUUAUCUAAUUUUUUUCUUAGCCUCAAUUCCUAUAACCUCAAAUCCUUGGUUUUGGUCUAAAAUGUAGGUCAUUUUCCUAAAAGCUUUUUACAAAUAUUACAAGACCAGGAGCCAAUUUCCCAAAGAGCUAAGAUAUACCUCUAAGAUGAGUUGCUCAGCGAUUAUUGGCAGUUCAUCAGAUCAAUUAGCUGUUUUUGAAUUGGAGCCCAUGGCCCAAUGUCAUAGAGCCACUAAAGCCAAUAAAACAUUGCUUACCACCCAAAAUACUGUAUUACCAUGUACCAUCAGUGACUUUUAUCAUGCCUUUUUUGCUUAGCAGAAAAACUAUUCAGCGAUAAUUUCUGUUUCAGUUAGCUCCUUGAAAGUGGCCCCUUGGCGGGUUUGGCUUCCUAGGUGUGGUUUACAAUCCCAUCUGUCACAUGACUGUACUGCUUGCUAACUCCUGAGCAAUUAUACAUUUGUUAUAGUGGCGAUACUUCUCGUCAAUGCCUGACGUGAGCAUGUAGCAGCGGGAGAGGGGAGGUAGGUUAGAAGCUCCACCCCUCUAAAUGGUGAUGCACAAGUUCCAUCAAUGGAGUGUGUGGGAUUUAUUUUCCAGAUGUGGCAGGACACUGCUUGCAUAUAGGGGGUACAUUACUGUGAAAAUAUUCAAACUGUUUAGCCCACCACUGAAAUAGAUUUAGAGUCACUGAAAUCUGUUCAUGUUGCCAGUCUUAAAGGCACUGGACACGUUUGGUAAUUGUCAAAGACCAGUAUUUGCUCUUGGUGUAUCCCAACAUCUA
Messenger RNA from Asterias rubens (European starfish), 3204 nucleotides. Its product is annotated as serine/threonine-protein kinase 32A-like. The record is from RefSeq and is a predicted model, not a curated record. Gene Ontology annotation, biological process: protein phosphorylation; G protein-coupled receptor signaling pathway; regulation of signal transduction. Gene Ontology annotation, molecular function: G protein-coupled receptor kinase activity; G protein-coupled receptor binding; ATP binding. The transcript has 13 exons. Bases 793 to 2133 code for a protein of 446 amino acids. Lineage: Eukaryota; Metazoa; Echinodermata; Asteroidea; Forcipulatida; Asteriidae.